This is a messenger RNA of Beta vulgaris subsp. vulgaris (sugar beet), 1169 nucleotides long. RefSeq lists its product as uncharacterized. Gene Ontology annotation, cellular component: Golgi membrane; trans-Golgi network. The transcript has 3 exons. Bases 272 to 730 code for a protein of 152 amino acids. The record is from RefSeq and is a predicted model, not a curated record. Gene Ontology annotation, biological process: Golgi to plasma membrane protein transport; protein localization to Golgi apparatus; Golgi to endosome transport. NCBI's taxonomy places the organism in Eukaryota, Viridiplantae, Streptophyta, Magnoliopsida, Caryophyllales, Amaranthaceae.
CUCUCAAAAAAAAAAAAAAUCCUCAAAUUUCACCUAAAUUAUCAAAUUCCAGAUCACUCGAAAACAUCAUCAAAUCAUUCUUUUCUUACCCAAAAUCUUUCUAUUUCUUCACAUCAAAUUCAUCAUAAUCAUUUUUCAUCAAACAAAAAAAAACCCCAAAUCAAAUUCAUGGGUUCACAUAACCCUAAUUAAUUUACAACCUUGUUCAACCCGUCGGAAUCAAAAUUCCGGCGAAUUUCAUCGAAAAUAAUAGGAGAGAGAGAAAAUAGUCAUGUUCUAUGGAGCAGUAGUGUGGGACCCAUGUCUAAUCGUCGCUCAAAUUGUUUGUUUGCAAUGUUUAUAUUACGUAACACUUGGAUUAAUUUUUGCCCUUUUAGUCGGAACUAGGGUUUCCAGAAUGAGUCUCUUUUAUUUCUUUGAUUUCGCCGCUGUAACCGCCUCUACUGUCACUGGUUCUUGUGUCAUUGCUUCAUUUCUCCUCACUUCCCUUGCUGGAGCUGGUUACUUGCUUUAUCUGGUUGAGAGGGCAAAAAAGUGUUUAGAUUUCUCUGCAACUCUGUACAUCAUCCAUCUCUUCAUUUGUGUGGUAUACGGUGGAUGGCCUUCGACGUUCACAUGGUGGCUUGUUAAUAUAGCUGGACUUGCUACUAUGGCAUUGCUUGGUGAAUAUUUAUGCAUAAAACGUGAACUUCGGGAAAUUCCUAUUGCCCGCUUUCGUCCAAAUGUAUGAUUGAUCUUAUAAACUCAUUAGGUGGGAGGAAUGUUAUUUCAACUUGUGAUCGGUGGCGUUUGAUCGCAAGAAGGUCGUGGCGGCAACUUGUGAAUACUUCGAGGAUUAUCAAGUCAUAUUUCACGAAGGAUGGACUGAAGCGCUUUUCAUGGCGUCUCUUAUUGUUUUGAUUGAUUACAAAUGGGAGCAGCACUUGGCAAGUGAGUACUUAGAAGCGUAGAGCCUUGCUGUUUCUAGGUAUGAAUAGCUUUCCAAGAACUUGUAUAAUUUUCUAGGCAGCUUCCCAACAAGUGAAUAUUUUUGUUUGGAUUUUGUUUAACUAUCUCUAAUUGGAUGUGAUUGUGCAUUCUUUUCAUUUGGGGGGAUAUAUCUUCUUGAUAACAGCAAGAAAAAUUCCGUCUUCAACAUGAAAUCCUUUAUAUAUCUUCUUGCUAUGUGA